Saccoglossus kowalevskii is the source of this 1314-nucleotide messenger RNA. RefSeq names its product sequestosome-1-like. The record is from RefSeq and is a predicted model, not a curated record. Lineage: Eukaryota; Metazoa; Hemichordata; Enteropneusta; Harrimaniidae. Gene Ontology annotation, cellular component: amphisome; aggresome. Gene Ontology annotation, biological process: mitophagy; endosome organization; aggrephagy. Gene Ontology annotation, molecular function: zinc ion binding; protein kinase C binding; K63-linked polyubiquitin modification-dependent protein binding.
AUGUCUAUUACAGUAAAAGCAUAUUUGCAGACUGCCGACGACAGUCAAGAAAUUCGUCGAUUUGCUGUGGAUCAGGGUGCAUCCACUAGCUACGAGUACCUGUCCAUGAAAGUAAUACAAGUAUUCCCAUCUAUUGGACGGUCGGAUUCCUUUACCCUCUCAUACAAAGAUAGUGAGGGUGACUUUAUUGCUUUCUCUAGUGAUAAUGAAUUGGUGGACGCUCUUGGGCAACUCAGUGAAGAUAUCUUCAGAGUUUACAUCAAACCUUCUGGUAUCAAAUACCAAAGUGACGAAUCAAAAUGCGGUGAGAAAGUAUUUCAUCCUGGUGUGAUUUGUGAUGGUUGUGAAGGCCGUAUCUAUGGACCACGUUUCAAGUGUGUGGUGUGUCCGGACUAUGAUCUGUGUAAAGGUUGUGAAGAGAAAGGACUUCAUCCUGAACAUGAGGUGAUUAAGAUCCGCAAGCCACAGAUUGGUCGUAGUCAUAUGGGGGGAUUCUCCUUCCGUCCGGGUCUCUGGCGACUCUUCAGUGGUUUACGACCCGGAAUGGCUCAUGAAUGCGGUCGCAUGUGGAGACAAAGAAACCAAGAACAAACAGAGAAGUGUCCUGAAGGUGAUGCACCAGCCGAGGAAGGUGCUUCUGAGAAUCCAACUGAGGGGGCCAACCCACAAGAGGAUUAUAUGAAAAAUGUUGGUGAUGCAGUAGCUGACAUGUUGAAACCAUUUGGUAUUGAUGUCGAUGUUGAUGUAGAAAACCAUGGCAUGCGUAAACGUUGUGGUAGGGGACAUUGCGGUAAAGGUCCUGGUCCUGAUCAUCCAUGGGGUAGAGGUCCAUAUGGUUGUAGAGGACGUGGUGGUCGUGGUGGCCAAGGUUUUAGAUGUCAACGUCGCAGAGCUCAAGCUGAAGCCCAAACUGAUGCUGAAAAAGCAACCACUUCAACUGAUAACCAAGACAAACCACAGGAAGAACCAAUGAAUGAUGACACUACAGCAACAAAGAAUAAUGAAGAAAAUUCUUCACCAAUGGAAACUGAAAUGCCUGCUAAACAAAGCCAAGGUGGAUCAAGUGAUGAGAAUGAUUGGACUGUAGUACAAGAUCCAAUCAGUUCUGAACCACAAGAUUUUGAUAAUACUGACAUUAUGCCUGAACUGAGAAAUCCUUCUCCAAAGGAUAGCAAAAUAGCGCAAGCAUUGAAGCAGAUGAAAGCGAUGGGGUUUGAUGACGAAGGUGGUUGGUUAACUCAACUUUUAGAUGCCAAGGGUGGUGAUAUUGGUCGUGCAUUGGACGCUAUAAAGAUGGGUCAUCACAUGGAAUGA